Molecule: messenger RNA, 713 nt
Organism: Entamoeba histolytica HM-1:IMSS
Lineage: Eukaryota; Evosea; Mastigamoebida; Endamoebidae
Exons: 1
Coding region: 1-657 (218 amino acids)
Source: RefSeq, a predicted model, not a curated record
AUGCAGUCAUUCCCUGCUCCUAUUGAUGAAGUUAUUGGGCGGUGUGUUUCUAAAGAAUCUGAAUUUACAUAUUUUGAUAAUGGUAAAAAAAAAAUUCACUGGAGUCAUCCCAAAUAUAUUGAAAAGAAAAGAGAAAAUAAAUCCUAUGAGGCAUUUCAACAAGCAGUAUUAUUAUGCUAUUUAAAUCAGUUUUGUGCAAUUACCUUAGAAAAAAGAAGAAGACAACCAACAGUUACCAUGUCAUUACCAAACAUUAAAACCUUAAUUUUUGAGAAAGAGGAGAUUGACAUUUCUUCAUUAGCAGAACAACGUUGUCGUCAAAAUUUUGAUGAUUGUCAUUUUGAGGGAAAAAAUAAACAAACAACAACCAGGAGAUUAGAAAAAAAUAAACGAAUCUUCAUCCAUAAUUUAUUGAUUGAUAUUUUAAUAGAAAAAGGAUAUUUCUUUGAUUCAAAAAUGUCAAAACGUUCUAAACGUGGAUUCCAACUUGAAAGAAUAAUUCAUAUAUUCUACAAAAAUAAAUUUAUUAUGGGUAAAGAAGAUUUAACAAUACAUGGCUGUAAUGUCAAUUCUUAUUUAUGUAAGUUAGUUGAAUCAACACCUAUUGUAACUAUACCUCGAAAUGAUCUUUGUUUGUAUCAAGCUUUUAAUCAAUAGAACUUUUUUUUUUAAAAAAAAGAAAGAAAUAUAUUCUAAAUUAAUUUUCAAUUUAA